Molecule: messenger RNA, 996 nt
Organism: Aquila chrysaetos chrysaetos
Lineage: Eukaryota; Metazoa; Chordata; Aves; Accipitriformes; Accipitridae
Product: kinesin-like protein KIF2A
Exons: 3
Coding region: 82-354 (90 amino acids)
Source: RefSeq, a predicted model, not a curated record
CAGACUAACAAGCUUAACUAUUGUUUUUAGAAAGAGGAAGUUUCUCCACAGUUGUUUACUUUCCAUGAAGCUGUGUCACAAAUGGUAGAAAUGGAAGAGCAAGUAGUAGAAGACCACAGGGUUGUCUUCCAGAAAACUAUUAGAUGGCUGGAAGAUGAAAAAGCUCUUCUUGAGAUGACAGAAGAAGUAGACUAUGAUGUGGAUUCUUAUGCUACCCAACUUGAAGCAAUUCUAGAGCAAAAAAUUGAUAUUCUGACCGAACUUAGAGGUGAAGUGAAAUCUUUCCGGACAGCUCUUCAAGAGGAGGAACAGGCCAGUAAACAGAUCAACACGAAAAGACCAUGUACCCUUUGAAAUGGGCCUCUGCUGCUGAAGGAAUCUAUGAACCCAUACUGCUGUAGCACACAUUUGUUACAAAACCCAGUGGCUGUAAGAACUCAACUACUUGCAAGUGUAAAAACAUUAGAAAUAUCUGUUGAAAUGUCCUGUUUGUUAUUCACCUGAAUGACAUCUUCAGUUUUGUGUGAAAUGCUCCCAUGAUGUCUACAAAAUGCUUCUAGACCAGACAGUACAACCAUGCAGGGUUCAGAUUUGUGAAGCACUUUGUUUAAAAUAUUUCAUUUAUUCAAAUUGUGAAUUCGAUGUUUGGAAAUAUUUGCCAUGUUUAUAAUAAUGAAGUAAAACUGUGGCCAUUAAAAAGUCACAGUAUUUCCUUUUAACUAUGUUCAGUUUUGUUACAAAGAACAGCUGUGCAGUUUAUAAAUUGUGUUUGUGUGCAUGCAUACCUCACUAGUGGUUUCACAUAACUUAUCUUUUUUUUUUUUUUGUGGGUAGUGCAUUUCACAGCAUGUGCCAUAUCCAUUGAGCAGAAACUGCAAGAGCUGUUAGAGUGGACAAACAGCUGGUCAUUCCAUCCUCCUUGUAAAAAAUCUGGAAUCUAGGUUUAUUUGAAUACCAUAAAAAAAUAGUUAUAUAAUUCUAACAUUUUCUCUGUAA